AUGCCUCUUUGUGUCGAGUGCCGGAUAACGCUGAGCUUUCAGAUCGGAGCGUGUAAAUCCCCGCGACUGCGCUCCUCUCCAUCCCGUUACACUCCUGAGCGUGUGAACCCCCCGCGACUGCGCUCCUCUCCAUCCCGUUAUACUCCUGAGCGUGUGAACCCCCCGCGACUGCGCUCCUCUCCCUCCCGUUACACUCCUGAGCGUGUAAACCCCCCGCGACUGCGCUCCUCUCCAUCCCUUUACACUCCUGAGCGUGUAAACCCCCCGCGACUGCGCUCCUCUCCCUCCCGUUACACUCCUGAGCGUGUAAACCCCCCGCGACUGCGCUCCUCUCCCUCCCGUUACACUCCUGAGCGUGUAAACCCCCCGCGACUGCGCUCCUCUCCCUCCCGUUACACUCCUGAGCGUGUAAACCCCCCGCGACUGCGCUCCUCUCCCUCCCGUUACACUCCUGAGCGUGUAAACCCCCCGCGACUGCGCUCCUCUCCAUCCCGUUACACUCCUGAGCGUGUAAACCCCCCGCGAUUGCGCUCCUCUCCAUCCCGUUACACUCCUGAGCGUGUAAACCCCCCGCGACUGCGCUCCUCUCCAUCCCGUUACACUCCUGAGCGUGUGAACCCCCCGCGACUGCGCUCCUCUCCAUCCCGUUACACUCCUGAGCGUGUAAACCCCCCGCGACUGCGCUCCUCUCCAUCCCUUUACACUCCUGAGCGUGUGAACCCCCCGCGACUGCGCUCCUCUCCAUCCCGUUACACUCCUGAGCGUGUGAACCCCCCGCGACUGCGCUCCUCUCCAUCCCGUUACACUCCUGAGCGUGUAAAUCCCCCCGCGACUGCGCUCCUCUCCAUCCCGUUACACUCCUGA
Messenger RNA from Molossus molossus (Pallas's mastiff bat), 864 nucleotides. Its product is annotated as early nodulin-75-like. The coding region runs from base 1 to 864 and encodes 287 amino acids. The transcript has 2 exons. The record is from RefSeq and is a predicted model, not a curated record. NCBI's taxonomy places the organism in Eukaryota, Metazoa, Chordata, Mammalia, Chiroptera, Molossidae.